AUGAUCCACGUUGAAGUCAAGUACGGCUCUGCCAAGCACGACAUCGAGGUGGCUGGGGAUGCGACGCUUGGCGCUCUCAAGGCGGCUAUCUAUGACGCCACCAACGUUCUCCCGCCCUUGCAAAAGCUGCUGGGGAAGCCGAACCUUCAAUCAAAGGCGGACGACACACCAUUGCCUGCUCUGGGCAUCAAGGACAAGACAAAGCUGAUGCUGAUUGGAUCUGCCGCGGCGGAGGUGGUGAAGGCCAACGCGCCGUCGGGGGAGGAGAAGCACAAGGAGGAGGAGCGCGAGCGCCGGCUGCGCAACUUGCCCUACAGCUUCUGGCGCCUGCCCGCCUACGGUGGCUUCAUGGCCGACCCGUACGUCGCCGGCCGCGGCGAUCCUCUCGAGGGCGGCACGACCUUACUGUCGCUGCUGUGCUUCGAUGUCAUCCUGUGCCGCCUUAACACGCUGGGGGCGGGCAGCAAGCCAAAGGCGUCCGCGACGAGCACGAAGCUUCUCCAGGUGCUGGGCCAGGAGGGUGCCGCCACCGUGUCGCACCCGUUUUUGCACGACAUCCCGGCUGACCUCCGCACGGCGCUCCAGCGCGCACACGGGACCGUGCGCUCCUGCUACGACUUCACCGUGGAGGCGAGCAAGGCGGUGCAGCCGCCCACGGUGCUCGAGAUCGUGGAGAGGUGCGUGCAGCGCAUUGCGCGGCUGCCGACCGGGGAGUGGACGAUGAUCCCCUCCGGCUGGAUCGGCACGCGGGCGCACAACAUCAUGUACCUUCUGGUACACCGCAGGGCGGCGGAGGUCUACGACCUAGUCGUGGUGAACCGCGGCAAUGAAGGGCAGGACUACCACCCCCGCUGGCAGACCGCGGAGAAGAUUGUCAGCUGCCCCAUUCUGAAGUUCGACGACGUCUCCCCGACACAGCUGCAGGACAGAACAUUUUGGCUGCUUUUGCUGUCGUUGUGGAUGCGGCACAACGACCCGGAAAAUCGAUCCGAGUUCAUUCGAGCGGAGGUCUUUUACGACGUGUUGCUGCCGUGGCUGGUCGAGAAGAUGCCAGACGAGCGUCGGCGGUUGGGAGAGGAUGCUACGAAUGGCGCCGGCACGUCGCCCACCUCUUUCUUGACGUCCACCCGCUUCACCACGGAGCUCAUUUUGCGCAUGACGGGCAGCUCCUCGGCGGAUGCGCAGCGGCCGUCCAAGUCGACCGCUGCCGCCAGCUCCUCCGUCGUGUCAUCUCCAUUUGCGCCGUUCAUCAUGCACCACGCCACGAGCCCGACCUGCAGCUCCUCUAGCGCGAUCAAGUCUCUCAUCACCGCCUUCUGCUACCUGCUGGAGCGUUACUACCCGGCGUUGACGACGAAUGACAAGAAGCGCAUCAAGUACGUGCUCAAGUACGAGUUUUUCAUGCGCGCUGCCGAGGACUUAUCUCGCUACUCGCGCCGCUUCCUUUCCGAGAUGCCAUCUGCGACGGCCACUCCCGCUGCGGCCGCGUCCGCCGCCGCCGCCGCCACGUCGACGAAUGCACCGCUGCCACACGAGAGUGAAAAGAGACUUCGUGGUGCACUGGAGCGUCUGAAGGCGGCCGGCGUCAACGACACUGCGGCCAACCUCUCCCUCGACUCGGUCUGGCUUACCCUCCAGGACAACCGCGUCUACAUCAAGGACAAGCAGAACAAAAUCCUAGACGAGGCGGCACUGAAGGGGAAGCUGCUGCUGUUGUACGUUGCCUGCCUCAAGACGCCAAGCGGCAAGGAGACCUCCGCGCUGUUGGCGGAGGCGGUGGCAACGAUGAAGCGGAAGUGCGGACCCGACGCUCUCGAGGUUGUCUUUCUCAGCUGCGACGAGACGCAGGAGGACUUCGACGAGCACAGCGCGAUGUUCGACUUCCCCCGCGCCACCUACCCGUGCUUUGCCGUGGUGAAUACGAUGGAGCUGACGAGCAUGCCGGAGCUGUUGGUUUUCCAGAAGGACGGUGAGCUGCUGCAUCGGCAGGGCAUGGCAGCGCUGCGCACCGACCCGGAGGCGGCGCAGUUCCCCAACGGUCCGUGGAGGGGCGCGGUGCCGCUCUCCGCGACCGACGUGCAGCUGCUGCGCGUGGGCGCCAGCCAACUCGCCCACCACACAAAGAAGCGCCUCGACCGCCAUCAGCCCCCGGUCUCCGGGCAGGACGCGGUGGUGCAGCGUGUGGUGGAGCUCAUUCACGCUGUCGAGGCGGUGGUGACGGCGCUGCCGCACGACGAUGUGCAGGAGCUCAUUCAUUCUACCACGCAGGUGCGCUCCAGCGCUGUCGCGACCGUGUCCGGUGCCUUCACGAGUGCCACGGCGGACGAUGCGACGCAGGAGCGCACGGUGGACGCGAUGAUGCAGGAGGUCAUCGACCCAACGCGCGACGGCGUCUUCCAGAACUCGGAGUUGCUCCCCAAGGCGUCGGUGGCGUCCUACUACGGCAAGGCCUUCGAGAGUUCCAUUCCAGCACUGCCGGGCAUCCACGACCUGACCAGGGCCACCAGCUACGCGGAGCUGUCGACGCUGCUCUCACGCGCGCAGGUCGUUGUGGAGACGCUGUGGAAGCGCGCCGGCAACAGCGGCACCGCUUCCCGUGUGGCGGUCCAGCUGCACAUUAUCGAGUUCAUCGCGUGGCUGUUCUCGACGCUGGUGCCCGUCCCGCUGCCGGCGAGCUACGCGAUGGACGCCGUCCCCGAAGAGGAGCGCUGGUGCGUCUCUAGCUUUUACACGGAGGACAGCCUGCCCCCUCCACCGCCACCGUCAGAAGGGGAGGAGCCGGACCCGCACGCCGCGGACCCGCAGCUGACGAUGCUGGAGAGCGUGUACUACCUCAUGCUAUCCCUGGCGAACGCAUGGCAGGCCGUCGAGACGCCGACGCGCAGCUUCGACGCGGAGCGCUGCCUCAUUUCGGUGGACAUGCUCCUCGUCUUCGAUGCGAUUCUGCGGCAACUGAAGGGCAGCAACAAGUGUCGACUGCUGUCGCUGCUGCUGAGUAGCGGGGAGGGCAGCGGCUACUACCUCUCGACCACGCAGGGCAAGCAGAACCUUGACUUUGCGAAGAUGGCGGCCACGCUGCAGCUCACCCGUCCGCAGCUCCUUCCGAUUCGCUCCGCCGUGCUGCGCUACAUUGAAGCGCAGCAGAAAGCCUUCUCGGGCCGUGAGCUGUUCGAUCUGCGCAUGCCGGACAAGUUGGAGCUCUUCAAGAAUAGCCAUACCGUCGAUUUCCUCAAGUCGGUGCUGGCGAACGCCGGCUACUCGUUGGAGCAGUCUGGCGGGCUCUUUGGCGGUGCCUCGUCGGAGAUGGAGAAGCUCAUGGAGUGGCUCUGCAGUUCCCGCUCCCCACUGGCGAAGGAGCACCCCGCGUUUGGCAUGAUGCGGGACAUGACAUUGCUGGCGAAGUUCAUGGGGACGAUGGAGAUGCGGGAUGCGCAGCUGCUGCACCGCCGUAAGGAGCUCGACCCGCUCGCCUCAUGGCGCAUCUCGUUUGAGGAGGACGCGCCAGGGCGACAGAUGAGUGCAGGGUGGCGCACGCGCCCGUCGGCGCCGCGUUGGGAGUGUCUGAUGGUGCGUGGCCGCGACAUGGAUGUGGCCGACAUCGCGGUGAAGGGCUUUGGUGAUCGAGAGGUGAUGUACGGCGAGGGCUUGGCCCUGCACUCCCCGAUCGACGUUUCUCGCAUGAUCGAGGUAGACCACCCCACGGAGGACGACGUGCUGCACGCGAAGGUCCUGCCGACGUUUGGCGGCACCAUGAGCGUGGAGGAGUCGGAGGUGCUGCUGUCGUGCCUGACGGCCCCGUACCUGCGCAUCCCACUCGUGCUCGACUUUUUUGCAUCGCAGGACCGCCAUACGUAUCUCUUCGUGGCGGAGGUGCAGGAGCUGCUGCGCUCCGUGCUGUUUGAGCCGGCGGCGUACGCGUCUCCGGUGAUGCUAGCGCAGGCCGAUCCCCGCGCCGUGCCGAUGCGGCUAAGCAAGGAUCAGCGGGAGAUGAUCGAGCUACGCCGUCUUCGUGGCGACUUCAGCCAACAGAACUUUGAGGACUGCCUUGGCACCACCUACGGCGUAUUGAUGAACGAGCUGACCCACGCGCCGACUGGGGUGCUGCGCCCCUUGCGGGGUCUUCUGGAGAGCAUUACGGAGUUAGGGCCCAGCUCCGUGUACAGCAGCAACGCGUCCUAUGUCCUCUAUGUUGUGGGCCUUAUGUGCGACGUGCUGUCGUUUUGUCGCUUCAUUGCGUCGCACCACAGCGCCACGCCCGCCACGGGACAGCGUGACGCCGCCUUGCAGCUGAUGGGUGAGUACCACCGCUACUUCUUGCAGUUUUUUGUCUCCACUGUGCAGCCGCUGCUGUGGGCCUGGCUAGAGGAGAGCGAGGAGAACACGGACACCCCCACGCAGUGUGUCAUUCACUCCCACAUGAGCCGAGUCGACCGUGCGCUCUGGAAAGGCUACCGCUCCUCUCUCUCGACGACAAGCGCCGCUGGUGCAAGCGCAGGAGAGCACCACCAUCUAAGCUUUCGAACGGGCGCCUCGGCGGAGGAGGAGUCCGCGCAGGACCCCCACGUGCACCUGAUCCACAUGCUGCAAUCCUACGCGUUUGUGCGGGCACGACACGGCUUUGGCAUGGGCAUGCAGCGCAGCCAGCUUGCCGCGCAGGAGGGCGACAACCUGCUGAGCCCGGAGGAGAAGAUGCUGCGCUUCCUGCAGGCCCAAGGGCUCGACACGUCGCGGGUGUCGAAGGAGAUGCUGGAGCAGGGCAAGCAGCUCACGAUGAGUGGCGGUCGUCGCCGCGCCGUCUUUGUGCAGAUUCGCAGCCGCAACUACAACGACACCGUUCGCGUGCCGAACCUUCUUCACAGUGACCCGAGCAGCACGACCGAGUCGAAGUUGCUGAAGCUGCCACCCGCUGACGUGCCGGAAAAUGUGCUCUUCAGCGACCUGGUGGAAGACCACCAGCUCAUCACGACGUAUCUCGACAGUCUCACUCCACAGCAGCGCGGCAGCGUCCUUCUCUCCGUUGUCCAGUCAGUUCUCCGCGACCACGGGGAGGGGGGAGAGAAGCUGUCCGCCGCCGGCGCCGGAGCAGCGGGAGCGCCGCAAGAGCGCAAGCGUCUUCGCCAACGCAGCCGCUCGACGAACUUGUCAGCGCGGGCAAGCGCUGCCAACCUGGAUUCCAUGAUGGGAGAAGAGGACACGAACAGCAGCAGUGGCGCAGGACAGCUUGCAGCCGCCUCCGCGGAGGGCGCAGCAGCGGCCGCCACAUCCCCUGCGUGGUCCGUCUUGUCGCCUGGGGUGUACAAAGGGCCCAUCACGAGCGGUCUUCUCUUCCACGCGCAGACGUGCGAGCUGUUCUGGCGCAACGACGAGCUGAAGCCGGUCCCCGACAGCAUGUCGCACUUCACCGACUUCGAGAACAUACUCGGCAAGGAUGCGCUGCAGUGCGGUCUCGUGAGCCGCCAUGAGCACCGCCACUGGGUGCACCUGGUCGGGACCCCGUACGACGUGAUUGAGUGGACGGCGCCGCCGAGCGUGGCGGACCAGGGGGUGCACCACCCCUUUGUGGUGGCCGGCAACUGGCCCGCAGAAGCGGCGGAGAGUGCACUCUUCGACGGCGUCACGUACGACCGCGUGGUGUCCGUGGAGGACGACAACCCGUGGUCCUACAAGGAGGAGCGCUGGGCCGUGAACAUGCUGCGGGAUGUGCUGCGAGCUGCCUACCCCAACGGCAUGAAGUUCUUCCCCCUCGCCCCCGCGCUGAUCCACGCAGGGGGAGUUGACUCGGUGGAGGGAGAAGGCAGCGGCAGUGCGUCGUCGGUAGUGCCCGCGCUGCACCGCUAUGAGAUGCGCUUCCUCAUGAGCGACGCACCGCAGUACGAGGAUGAAAUCGAGCGUGCGACCUGGAAGGAGGCCGUUGCCUACCGCUACCCACAGCCACGAAUUGAGUUGUUUAACCUGGUCCCGCACGCCCGCAAGCUGUUCCGCUCGCUCGUCUUCAGCACAAAUCAGCACUACUGCCUGCACAGCAUGGCCCUCAUGACGGGCAUCCGCACGCGGGAGUCGCUGGCCGUGACGGCCUUCCAGGCGGGUGAGCUGAAGCGGCGUAUCUUCAACGAGAGCACGCUGGAGAUUCACCGCUACAACGCCGCAAUCCGCGGCCGUGAAGUUUACGUCCCUGCGCGGCUGUUGCAAGGUCUGAUCCCGAGUGUACUGCUGGAGUCCUUCUUCAUGUGGCAGGGCGAGGACGAUGUGCUCCGCGGGUACCCGCUGUCGGAGGAGAGCGAGUCUGCCUCGGUGCUGCAGGACGCUGCGCUAUCAGGCGCGAGCGCAAAACGCAAAGGGACCGGCGGGGAGGUGAUGGAUCACUGGUUCAACUACAGCAUUGAGAUUCACCUCCACGUGGGCCGCACGUCGAGGUCGCCCACCGGCGAAGCCACGACGUCGGUCUCCUCUGCUGCGUGCGUGGUGGUGCGCCGCAACGACAAGCUGCACUCGAUGAUGGUCGACUUGAAGGACAACGAGGAUAGCGCGGGCCGCAGUAAGACGGUGGCCGACACACGACGGGGAGCACACCGGCUCAUGCUGCAGCGGGCCACGAGCACGGCGGGGCUGCACACCAACGAGGGAGAGGCGGCGGCGGAGGAGGAGAAUGGCGAAGGAGAGGAAGAAGGCGUUGAGGGAGCCACCGUGCACGUUGCCGCGGCGGAUGUGGCCCUCCUGCACGAGGCGCUGUCGCACCUGCCCCAGGCCGUAUGUGUGCAGCUGCUGCGGCAGGCCCACGGCGACAUCGCCGCGGCGCUUACCUGGGCUUCGUCGCCGGCCAACACGGACGCCCUCCUCGCCAUGGUGCAGCGGGAUGCGGAGGCGGGUGAGGCGAACGGCAAGACGGCGGACGUCGAUCCGCGUGCCGUCAAGACGGAGGCUGCGGUGCGCUCGUGCGAUUACGUCUUAGUGAACCUGCUGCAGUGCCGCCAUCUCUCCUACCUGCUGCAGAUGCUGACCCGUGUGGAGGACUGCUCGCACAUUCUGGUGUGGGGUAAGCGGUGCGCACCGGAUGCGAAAGGCGUCGCAGGGCAAGUGGAACGAGAUGAAGAAGGUGCAUCGCGCGUGCCCGACCCGCUGCGUGUCCAGGACCCGAGCAGCGCCGACGGCUGGGUACAUAUUGAGUUGAUUGAGAUGCCGCGGCUGCGUGUCCGCUUCUACACGAGCACCGACGGCACUAGCAGCCGUCUCCGACUCUACCUCGCGGAUCAACCCGGCUGGCGCCUUGCCGAAGGCGAUGACUUCCACGAGGCCCGUUGGCGUCAGCUGCGCACGUUGCAGGCGCCCUUCCAACAGUGUCUGCUGCUCUGCAACAGCACCCAGGAGGUCGCCUUCCUCUGCCCGAACCACGACUUCGCCCCCAUGCGGAUCGACGAGGACCCCUUCAACCUGAUGCUGCUCUUUGAUCGCUCCUCCUACACUUGGCGUGAGGCGGUCCCCUCGCCGUUUUACCUCUACGUGGUGCAUAGCAGCAGCAGCUUUGUGAUGCCCCCGUCGCUGUCGGCGUCGCUCUACUACGCCGUCAUGCAGUGUGCGACGCAGCACUACGCCGGUGCCAUGCGCACCCUCGAGUCCUGUUACACCGACAGCGGCUUCUCCGCGGAGGAGGCGUUUAUGUUUGCGCUGAUGGAGCGGACUAUGGGCGACCGCUACCCCGACGCCUGUGCGGUGCGGCUGAAGCUGGCCCACGCCGUGCAGUACAGCUCCAACACCUACCAGUGGCCGCUGGCGACGGAGCUGGCCAUGUACCUCACGACGAAGCACCACGUGGCGGAAGAUUGCCGCCUCUCGCGGGGCGAGGUGCUGGAUCUGCUCAAGCGGUGCGCGCAGGCGGUGCCGUUGGUGCGCAGUCAACUGGAGCUGUACGCCGGAUAUGUGAAGGAGGAGCACAAGCAUGCGGCGGACCCCAAGCACAACCUGCACCGCCACGAGGACACGCCGCCGUUGUCGUCGCGGGUACCGGUGGAGUUGCGGACGCCGGCGAUGGAGCGCUGCCGCUUUCCGUGGGAGCGACUGCUGCUGUACCCGUGGGAGCGCAUUGCUCCGCAGAAAUUGAAGCGCGUCACCUACAGCCUGCAAAGCCCGGAGCUGGUGAAGGACGAGAAGCUGGUCGAGUUUUUGUGGAACGAUGAGCUGCUGUCUGACGAGGAGGGCGGCGCCAACGCGAAGAAAGGCUUCUACUUCUUGUACAGCAUCAAGCGCGGGGCGGUGACCCCGAUGCUAGGCACGCUGCCGGUGGGCGUCACCCUCUCCCAGCUCCUCAGCCGCUGGUUUCAGCUCCGCCACGCGCGGUGGGGGCGGGAGUCGCAGCACGGCGGCGAGACGGAGGCAGCCCCGUCGUGGUGUGGGACGGUGCUGCAGCUGAUGGAGAUGUUCCCCGAGGCGGACUGGCCGGCGCCGGCGGACACCUCCGAGCGCUACAUCCUCGCGCGCGGUGUGUCGCUGACGGAAGAGCACGAGCCAGCGGAAGCUUUUCACGUGACGCUGAUCGGCGACGAGUCGGCGGCGGCGCGGCGACGGCGUGGCUCUAUACCGGAGAUCUUCAACCGGAUCCACAACCUGGCGCAGGAGCUCUUCCAGCGAAGCUCCAUCACCGCCGCAGUGCGCACCGCCCGGCAGGAGAGUCGGCAGCGCACGCCGGAGAGUCAGAUGAUCACGGUGGGGAUGUACGACCACCUGCGCGGUCGCGUGGUACCAGCGAACACCGGAAGAGAAGAGCUGCAACUGCGUGAGGGCGACAUUUCUGGCGAGUACUUCCGCGAGGCGCACCACGCUGCGGAGAGGGACGUCCUUGUCGCACGCCGUGCGGCUCUGCAGGCGUUGUGCACGGAGCCGCUGAGCUCCCUGCAUCUGCUGGGCAGCGUUAUCGAGGAGGGGGACACGCCAUCGCUGCCAGAGGCGUCUGCGACCGGUUCGGUGCUGCCGUUUGACCUUCGCACCCACCCCCUCUCGCGUACCCCGUUGGCGCAGAACAUGCUGGACCGUCUGGAGGAAGACUCGUUGCGCUUCCGUGACCAGCAGCAGGCCCAGCGCCCCUAUUUUUUCCAGUGCCUGUCCACAGCGGCGGUGCGGGAGAUGCUGACCACUACCGAGGCGGCCGUCCUGAAUGCCACGCUGUCGGAAGCGGUGCGGACGCUCGGUGAGUGCGUGCAGCGCCUGCAUGCGCUGGGCGAGCAGGACGCGAUCCGCGUGAUGCGGCUGCGAGCCUCGCUGCUCAGCCUGGCCAACUCCGUGCAUCCCGGUAAGGGAAGUCAUCACGGUGCCGCUGGACACCCACAAAGAUGGGAUCAUGGGCGUCUGGUGCACUUCCUGCAGCGCGCGGAGCAGUCUCGUGUCGCCGUACCACUGGAGUGGCUGUGUGCGGGUCUGCUCAGCACCACGCUGGAGUCGGACCUGAAGGCGCAAAAUAAUUUCCACGGCUCCGUCGCGCAGAUCCAGGCGGAGCUGAUGCUGCUGAUGCUGCUGAGUAACCGCAUGUACUUUGCGGAACAGGCAGCACAGGCGGUGCAGCAGCUUCUUCUGUUCCUGGAGCUGUGUGGGCAGCUGCGUGGGGUAAGCCCUCCUGUGCACACGGUGAAGGAUGCGACUUCGACCAAAGCUGCGACGCAGGUGGCACGCAAGGCGCGUGUCCGCGAGCUCGUGCAGCACUUCUCGCUGGAGAUUGAUCCGACAACGCUCACGCAGCUCAUCGCGGCACAGAACCAGCAUCACCACCAUGGCAACGACUCGCACAACUGCAACGAGGAGGCUGCCGCACCCACAGUACUGUGCACGCUCUCCGAGGAGGCACGCCACAUUGUAACGGGGCGUCUCCAGCAGCUCGCCAACACUGCGCUCGAUACACUGAUGGCACGUCGCACCUACGUCCACAUCCACAAGACCGCUGACUCUUCCUCCUCAACGGAUGGUCAACUGAAUCGCAGCAACAACACCACAACCGUCGCUGCCGCCGCAGAAGCAGAAGCGUUCACUGCCACCCUCGACCCCCGCUUCCUCGUCUUCGAGUUCCUCUUCAACAUCCUCCUGCGCGCUCGCCAGGUGGAGAUGGUGGAGUGGUUCGUGCGGAACAUCUGCGAGGGGCAGUCCCGUGUGCAGCAGAUGAUCAUGGGGCAGGGCAAGACGACCGUCGUCGGCCCGCUGCUCGCCCUCAUCCUCGCCGACGGGCAGCAGCUCGUGACACAGGUGAUGCCGACGGCGCUGCUGGAGCAGACGCGUGGCAUCCUACGCCGCUGCUUCGGCGUCGUCGUGACGAAGCACAUCUACACCGUCCAGUUUGACCGCAGCAACGAGGACGGCACCAGCGACGGCGUCGAGCUGCUCUACCAGAAGCUGAAGUCCGCCGAGGAGGACCGCUCCGUCGUGAUCGCCGCGCCGGAGUGCGUGAAGUCGCUCUUUCUGAAGAGCAUUGAGCAGCUGCACAUGAUUGAGAGCGUGCCGACGGCGGACAUGGAGCUGGACGAGACCGCCGAUGACCGCUACGCGACGCACGUGAAGGCGUUGCGACGCAAGAUGGUAGAGCGCUCUGCUCUGGCGGACGCGAUCACGCCGAUCUUGGAGCUGUGGAAGCGUGGGGUACUGAUUAUGGACGAGGUGGACGUGCUGCUGCACCCCCUGCGCUCCGAGUUGAACUUCCCGAUUGGGCUGAAGCACCCGAUCGACAUGAGCGGCCCACGAUGGCUGCUGCCGAUCCACCUACUGGAUGGCAUUUUCGCCUAUCAGCAAGGACGCGCCUGCGAGGACGCACAGCAGCAGCUGAAGUUUGGUGCCUCCAGCGCAGCCGCAACGGUGACGAUGACGAGCGGCGGCGGCGGAGGGGCAGGUAGUGCCAGCGCUGCCAAGGGUGACUCAACAGAAGUGUACUACGAUGUGGCUGAGGAGCAACGUCGUCGUUCGCUGAGUGUGAUUCGAAGCGCCAUCAUGAACGGCUUCCGCCUUCGCGCGCUCCAGCGUGAGCCGCACCUCGUCCUACUCGACCCCGGCCACUACUAUGUGGAGCAGCUGCUGCCGGCGCUGGUGCCGUGGCUGCAGCUGUGGCUGCACGCCCACAUGGCGGACCAUCUGCCCGAGCAGGAGCGUCAGCACUGGGCCUACGCCUCGCUGGAUGCUUUUAUAGUCGCGACGAAGCCUUUUCUGCUCUCCCCCACGAAGCAGGGCGACGCGGAUAGCGAGGUGUCACGAGAGCUGAACGCGCACAUGCCCCAUUACGGCCUCCAGCUGCUGAACCUCGCCCACGACUGGCUACACCGUCUGCUGCCGCACGUGCUGGCGAAGAUCGACCGCGUCAGCUUUGGUGUCCUGCAGCCAAACGACCUGGCGCUCAGCGGCGAUGCGGCGCGCAUGCCGUACAGCCGCAAGAUGAUGGCGGUGCCUUUUGUCGCGAAGGAUGUUCCGAGCCGCAGCUCGGAGUUCGCCCACCCCGACGUGGUGCUGGGGCUGACCAUUCUGGCCUUCCGCUACGAAGGCCUGCGGGUGCAGGAUGUGAAGGAGUUGGUGACGCAGCUGAAGCAGGACUUUGCACGACAGGCCGGGCCAAAGGAGCACCGUCCAGCGGCGAAGCUGUACAAGCACUGGCUGCGGCUGAGCACAUCGGAUCGGGUGAUAGCCUCCAAGAAGGCAGCAGAGGCGAUGUCGGCGAGUGCGGCGCGGAUGGGGCGGGACGCCGAAUCCGAGGAGGACGUGUUGCGGUCCUUUGAGCGGGCGGGCGUGCCGCUGUCGCAGCUGCAGGUCACCGACAAGGCGCAGAUGCAGUCCCUCUACCACCUUCUGCACCGCGUGCCAGAGGUGAUUCACUAUUACCUGUGCUCCACCAUCUUCCCUCGGACGAUGAACUUCCAGCAACUGAAGAUCAGCGCCUGCGGUCACGAGCUGGGCUCGUCGAUGCUCUUCACGAAGCGGAUCGGCUUCAGCGGGACACCGAGCAACCUGCUGCCGUUGGACCUGGGCGAGUGCUUUUACGAGCCGGGCAGCGACGGCCGCGUGCUGUCGGUGCUGACCAACCCAGAAGUCGCCCACACGGAAGUCCUGCCCGACAGCUGGACCCCGCUGCGCCUGCUGGACCGCAUCGCCGCUGCGCAGCCGCCCUACUCCGCCCUCAUCGACGCGGGCGCGCUCAUCACCAACAUGGACAACGAAGAGGUGGCGAAGUAUUUACUGUCCCGCCUCCCUGCCGCGCUCUUCGACGGCGUCGUCUUCCUCGACCGCCGCGACCGUCAGAUGAUCCUGCAGCGCGACAACGGCCUCGUCGUGCCCGUCUCCCAGUGCGGUGUUCCACUGGCCCGCCGCUUCACCUUCUUUGACCAGGUGCACACCACCGGCACCGAUGUGAAGCAGUCUGCGACGGCGGUGGCGGUGAUUACGUUUGGCAAGGACCUCGUCUUCCGCGACUACGCACAGGGGGCGUAUCGUAUGCGUGGCAUCGGCAAGGGCCAGCGGCUGUGUCUGUACUUGAUUCCCGAAGUGGUUUCGCGCAUUCACGAGGCACUGGGGGCCGGCUUCCGCACCGGCGACAUGCUGAAGGACGUCCCGGCCUGGCUGCUGCUCAACUCCAUGAAGAUCGAAGGGCUGCAGUUUUUUAAGCUGUCCUUACAGGAGCUGGCGAACGUGUGGCGCAAGAAGGCGAUUGCGCACCUGCUGCGCGAUUCCAGCUACGCCAACGCGCACGCGGAGCUCUUUACCGGGUGGCAGCGCUGCCGCCGCUUCCAGCUGGAGCGUCCCAAGUCUUUCUCUGCCGGACAGCAUCACGCCAACGAAGAGGAGGAGGGGGCGGUGAAAGGAGAGGUGCUGCACGGUGACGCGCCGCUGCCCGCGGUGGAGCUGCUGCGUGCGUCGAUCGAGGAGUUCCGCGAGGUGAUCCAGUACCCGGUGGCGGCGAAGAUCGCGCCGGCUCCAACGUUCAGCGAACACCUGAGCGACAUCUUAGCCGCCCGCCCCUCGCAGCUCAUUGCGGGCGAUACGGGGUCGCUGCAGUUGGUGGAGCAGCUGAUGGACCGCAUGCGGCGCAGUAUCCAAGCCUCACACGCUGCCACCACCGCUGCCACCACCGCUGCAACUGCUGCGGCGACGAACACGGCGGCAAAGAAGGACACGGACACACGUGGACAGGACGGUGCGGAGGAUGGCGUGCACCAGACGAUGGACCUCAACGCAGAAAUUGUUCACGAGCAGGAGGCUGAGGAGGAGCAGGAGCAGGAGGCGGAGCAGGAGGAGCAGCGCGUGUCUGCCUUCUCGCGUGACGACGAGAGCCAGAUCGCCUGGGCCGUCGACACCCUACACACGUGUGGUACGGUGGCCUCCGCCACGGUGCGACCUAGCCACGGCUGCUGCUUCUACCAGAUGAACACGUUUCAGAUCCGCGCGAGUCAGCCACAGCUGCAGGUGGACCCGCAGUUCAUGGUGAGCGACAACUACUUCCGGCUGGAUUGGCACGGCGUCGGUGAGCGACGGCUGAAGAAUGUGUUCCUCUUCCUCGAGUGGGUGCCGAACCGAUCUACCACCAACACCACCGCCACGACUAAUAACAACGCGAGCUCUGUCGGAGAGAAGGAGAUGUGCUCCGGACUGGUCACCUUGGCAGAGGGCGAGUCCCUCCGCUGGCUGGUGCACCACUCGCGCUACGUCCAGCAGAACUUCCGCGUGGCGCUGCGGUUUGCCUCGAAUGGGGCCUACAUGGACGCCACGGCUCCUUUCGCCGCCGUGGUGCACCGUCAAGGCGUGCAGGCGCUGCGCCACCUGCACGUGCGACCGGCCAGCGCCGCCUCGGGCGACUACGACCCAAGUGCGUGCGAUCCUGCCGCUGAUAAGGCGGUGCUGCUGUACCGCUUCCUGAACAGCGACAUGUUCUACUCCGGCAGGCAGCUGACGGUGCUGGAGGAGGUGCUCGGGGCGAUGACGCCGUCCAACCGUCUGCAGUUCUUCACGGAGUGCCUGCGCGUGCGCCGCCGCAGCCGCAACCAGUGGGAGGACGCGCCGAUCGCCGUCCUGUUUGUGUCGGAGGCCGACAAGCCCUACCUGCGGCAGCUCGCCCUCGGCAAGCGCAUGCAGCAAGGCUUGGAGGACCUGGCAGAGGUGGUGGUCCGGGCGGCGCGGCCGAAGGUGUCCAUCCGCGUGCGCCGCGAGGCGGAGCCAGUGCAGCAGGCCUUCGACAACUUUACGGUGGCCCUCUCGCAGGCGCUCUCCUCCACCCACACGCCCGUCUUCACGGUGGGGCGGGUGGCGGAGAUGCUGACCGAGACGUUCCCCGCGGUGUUCAAGAGAAUCGGUGUGCAGGAGGCGGAGCGGGCGCUGCUCUUUCUGGUCCACCAACACCGCAGAGGCGGCAGUGACAAUGAAGAGGCAACGAACGCAUCCGCUGUGGUGUCGAACGAGGACCAAUCUGUGACAGUCGAGGAGCUCUUCACGCUUCUCCCCUGCCUGAAUGCGGAGACGCUACAUGCACGCACGGAGGCCGUGCGGACAUCCCGUUCUACCUCGGCCGCCGCUGCCGCCGCUGCGAAGGCCUCUAACACAAAGGGAGCCACCAGCAGCGCCAGCAGCACCGCCUACGCCAGUCAGUGGACCUGCGACACCUGCACGUUCCACAACCCCUCGUCGAGCAACACGUGUCAGAUGUGCAUGUCGCCCAAACCGAAACGGGUGCGAGAUGAGGAGUACGCGCAGGAUGCCGCUGCCGCCGCCGCCGCUGCCGAGGCCGCUGCCCACGCUCCAGAGGAGGAGGCGGCAGGCGCGGCGGAGAACGAGGAGGAGGCGGAGGAGGACGACGUGGAUGCACCGUGGCAGUGUGAGGUGUGCACGUACAUCAACGAAAGCCGUGCACAGUCGAUGUGUGAAAUUUGCAUGGCACCGAAUCCGCAUCCGCUGAGGGUUGCGGGUGGCGGCGGCGGCGGUGGUGGCGGUGCGGACGCGUUUGGGACCGGGUUUGAAUGCCCGGAGGGGUACUGGGUGUGCUCGGUGGAGCACGGCGGGUGCAGCAAGUUCAACCCCAACUCGGUGUUCUACUGCCAGGUGUGUGAGAAGGCGCGACCGAACCUGGCCAGUGUGCGCUUUUGA
Molecule: messenger RNA, 15084 nt
Organism: Leptomonas pyrrhocoris
Lineage: Eukaryota; Euglenozoa; Kinetoplastea; Trypanosomatida; Trypanosomatidae
Exons: 1
Coding region: 1-15084 (5027 amino acids)
Biological process (GO): protein deubiquitination involved in ubiquitin-dependent protein catabolic process
Cellular component (GO): nucleus; cytoplasm
Molecular function (GO): cysteine-type deubiquitinase activity; K63-linked polyubiquitin modification-dependent protein binding
Source: RefSeq, a predicted model, not a curated record